Molecule: messenger RNA, 2922 nt
Organism: Trichosporon asahii var. asahii CBS 2479
Lineage: Eukaryota; Fungi; Basidiomycota; Tremellomycetes; Trichosporonales; Trichosporonaceae
Exons: 6
Coding region: 1-2922 (973 amino acids)
Biological process (GO): water transport; glycerol transmembrane transport
Cellular component (GO): plasma membrane
Molecular function (GO): glycerol channel activity; water channel activity
Source: RefSeq, a predicted model, not a curated record
AUGGGCAAGAAGAAGUUGAAAAAGGACGCAAAGGAUGCCCCGCCAGCACCAGAGCCGGUGGGCGGGCCUGUGGACCCAUCAGUGUUCGCCUCAGUGCUCUCGCUCGACUACCCUCUCCUAGACCCAUCUCUCAUUUUCGCAAUUCUGUUGGACUACGACCCAUCCGAGCUCGGAAGGAAUGAGCAAGCCAUCAGAGAUCAGCUCGGUGUUCUGGAGGCUACGAGCGUGCCAGACAACGACGAUUCUAAUGGACGGGCAGAGACAGACACGCCCACCUACAGCGAGAGCUCGUCGGCUUUGCUGUCGCAGACGCAGACAACCUCCAUCACAGACAACACUGAAACCUUUGACGACGAGGACCCCCAGGACGAGAUCGACUUUCUCAAAGCGUUCUUUCCUAACCUGUGGGAGGCGCUCACGUCGGAACCCACGCUAGAGGCCGCUAUCGACCACCUGCUGUCUGUCGAACUAAUUAACAAUGUGGGCAAGAUGGGACACUGGCCCGACGAGCCAUCAAGCGAGAGCGACGGAGGCGCCUUUCGCCCUGCACUUUCUCGUCGGAGCAGCCGAUCGCCAAACAAGAAGGCCGCAGUCCUUCCCCCGACGGGCAAGAAGAAGAAGAAGCCGACGGUCACGAUACCCGUUGUCGACACAAUGCAACGACGCUCUGCCAGCGGCCGUUCAACGCCUGUGACGCCCGCGAACUCUGCCGGUGUUAUUCCCGCGACGUCAACGGAUGUGUGGACGGCGUAUGCGUCGCUCACCGAGACCCUGGCGGAAAUUGUGCCUCGCGCGACACCGGGCUACUUCAAGUCCUACCUGCACUCGGGCGACUACGACUCGGCACAUGAGGCGACUCUCGCCGCGCUUAACGCGCUUGCGGCAUCGAAUGCGCGCCUCGGGGAAGAUCUCGCCGAUGAAGCAUGGCAGAUCUUUGAGGACGUGUAUGGUGUCAGCCGAGAUGACGGUAACAACGACAUUUCGGACGCCCUGCACGCUUGCAUCGGGGCAGCGGAGGGCGACGUCAUGUCAGUCAUGGACUUGAUGAACGUCGUGCACGAUUUGCGCUUCUGGCCAGACUACGAGGCGCGCCGGGAAGCCGAGCAAGAUCCGUUCGCGACGCUCUCCGCGCUCGAACGCCAGCUGCCCAAGUCUGCUGGCACAACUUCACCACCGAAGACAACACGUGUGCUGAACGGGAACAGGCUUACGAGACCUGUUUCAGAACCGCCUCAACAGCGCACAAAGCAGUCUGAACAGCGUGUCGGCAACGGCAACAUCCGGGAAGCCAAGGUGCGCGCGGUGCCGGGAUCGAAGGCGCCGGCAGGCAGCGCCAGUACGAGCACGAGCACAAGCGUGUCCGGCGCCAGCACACCCGUGCGUACAUCGCCGUCGCGAGCGCGCAACAUGCCGGCGACGUACACGCAGGGCUUUGCGCCGUCACCUGUCGCAUGGACCACGGUCAACUCAAAGAAGCCGAAGCGCGGCCCGCACCCGCUCUCGGCCAACAUCCCGGCGUACGCUAGAGGCGCGCCUGCACCGAGUCUGGCUGCAAAGGACCCAGAAGCGCUCACGCCCGCCGAGUGCUACGCGCGUGGAGCGGCGGCUCGUCGAGCGCGCGAGGACGCUAUGCGCGCUGCCGGUCGUCACUUCCGUUCAGGACAGAAGCAUAUCCAGGCGAGCGUCGCGGGACAUUACGCGGCGCAGGCACGCGAAGCGGCCACAGCAGCGAGGGAGUGGGAGCUCCGCGGGGCGCGCCUCCUAGUCGACGAGCAGCUCGAGAGUCGCCCUGCCACGAUCGACUUGCACUACAUGUCUGUCGAGCAGGCAGUCACUAUAGCGAAGGAGACAGCCUCGCGUCAUCACUCGGGCGGCGACGGAGGUACCCUCAUCAUCAUUACGGGCAAGGGAAUCCACAGCGCCGGAAACCGCGGCGUCCUCGGUCCCGCGGUUCAGCGCGCGUUGACAGCCGAGGGAUACCGCGUCACCAGACAGGAGGGAUACCUCGCUAAGGACGAUGACGAGAUGCAGCCGUUCUCGUUCAAGAUGCCCGAGUCGUUUCAGUGUUAUGCCGCCGAGUGCGCCGGCAUCUUCGUCAUGAUCACGAUUGGUCUUAUCACGAAUAUGCUCCUUCUGCCCCGCUCCAAACUCCCGUCAACCACGGUAGCUGACAACAGCCAAUCCACCCUCACCGGCGACCCAGAGAACCCAACAAAGUCCAACGACGUAGCAUACGCCUUUGGUUGGGGCGUGGGUCUCUUCGCGGGACUGCUCAUCACAAUCCCGACGAGUGGAGGGCAUAUCAACCCCGCCAUCACGCUCAUGCUCGCGUCCUACCGCGGCUUCCCCUGGAAGAAAGUGCCGGGAUACUGGGCCGCGCAAGUCGUGGGCGCCUUCGCUGCGGCCGCGAUGGUGCAGGGACUGUACUACCAGCUGCUGGACCAGUACGAGGGCGGGCGCGGGCUGCGGACGAUGAAGACGGCGACGCUGUUCAUCGACGUCGCGCCAAAGUGGGAGAGCAACAUUGACGCCUUCUUCCAGGAAGUCACGGGCGCCGCACUCCUCCUCCUCGGCGUUGCGAUCGCGACCUCCCCGCCAAACGCACACUGGACGACCUGGUCCAAGGCGCUGAUCAUGCUCUGGUUCUUCGUCGGCGUAUCGGGCUGCAUGGGCCUGCAUCCCGGCUACGCGCUGAAUCCGGCGCGCGACUUUGGCGUCAGGCUGAGCUGCUGGGCAAUGGGAUACGGAAAGCACCUCUGGACACAGCGCAACUGGUACUGGAUCUGGGGAUGUCUCAUUGCCCCCGUUACUGGUGGGCAGCUCACGACGUUCCUCCACGAUUGGAUCGUGGUGGGAAGAGUCCAGUUCACGGUGCCGAUCUUGACGAGGCUUAUCCGUGGAAGAAAGCGCAAGACCAGGUAG